UUUUACGUAGACUCCAACCCCCUUCUCUCUAAACCGCCGUUGAUCGGUUUCCAGUCAGAAACAAAACAAAAGCGGCGGGAGGAGGUGGCGGCGGCGGCGGGUUGUGAAGGCCGCCCGGAGAAUGAACGACGUAGAAACUGGUGAAGGUGAAAGAGAAGCGGGGACAAGCAGCAACGAGUUGACUUUCUCCUUUGGCAUCUGUGUGGGCAGUGCCACACACUCCCCAAACCAACAACGGCUUUUGCUUGCAUUUUCCAGUGUUUCUUUUGUCAGAAAGUGCAGCAAAGUUGUAACUCUUCCAGUGCCAGCCCCGAGCUGAGUGAGGAGCCGCCGACAGACAUGGUGAAAAUGACAAAGUCUAAAACUUUCCAGGCUUAUCUGCCAAAUUGUCACAGAACCUACAGCUGUAUUCACUGUAGAGCGCAUUUAGCCAAUCAUGAUGAGCUGAUAUCCAAGUCAUUUCAGGGAAGUCAAGGGCGAGCCUACCUCUUCAACUCUGUGGUAAAUGUCGGCUGUGGCCCAGCAGAAGAGCGGGUCCUUUUAACCGGGUUGCACGCAGUGGCUGAUAUAUACUGUGAGAACUGUAAAACCACACUCGGCUGGAAAUAUGAACAUGCCUUUGAAAGCAGUCAGAAGUACAAGGAAGGAAAGUUUAUCAUUGAACUGGCUCACAUGAUAAAAGACAAUGGCUGGGAGUGAGUCCUGUCCGCUGGUCAGGUUGCCUCGCUUUGAAAGCUAUAUUACAGGCAAUGUAAAACUGAACUGUGGAUUUUGUUCUAGAGCAACCGAUAAAAUAUUGAACUUUACAAAAGAAAAAGAAAAAAGUAACCUCAUGGAUUGGUAGAGUAGCGUAUGGACACGUUGUGGCUGGACUUAAAUAUUCACAUGUCUUUGAAGGUUCCUUCUCCCUCCUCCCAUCCAGUAAAAGUAUUCUUGUGUGUGAUCAGCUGUUAACUGUCGCACACUGGAUUAGAUCCUCCCCAUCCUCCAACUUGUAAAUUUACAUGUCCUUGGGACCUGUGUCGGCUUGCAGUUAGGUUUUUGUGCAUGCCUAUAUUCUCUGUUUUUUAUCCCCUCCACACAUCUCAGCAUCCCAGUUCCGAAGCUGAAGGAGCGAGAGUGCGUCAGACAAGAAUCUACAAGGAAAACAACUCCCAACCUUACAAGACUUCUACCAUGGAACUUGCAGGGUCAGGUGUACCAUGUCCUGGGACUGAAGACACUGCAGAUGACAAGAUGGUGUUCAGUGCUGCUGUUAGGGGGGGUUUCCAAAGUGCAGAGAAGUGCCAGCUUCCAGUAAUGUUCCUUUUGGUUUGCACAUAUUUAGGAAACUCCAAGGAUGGGGAAUGGAUCUCAUGGCAAAGGAGAAAACCAACUCCGAAUAAUAAUUCCUGAACUAAAGAUUAUUUGCUCCAGACUAAUUCACAUUUCAGAAACCCUGUGCAAAGAAAGAAAGAAAAAAAAAUAAAAUAGUUGGCGUGGUCGGACCUCGUGUGGGAGCAAGGUGGUCUGCAGAGCCAGUUAUUGUAUAACUGGUGCCGCAGACAUCAGAAUUGUGUUAUGGCUGGUUCCAUAUACCAUUUCUUUAAUGCACUGGAUAAAGAGGGCAUUUUGACAUGUUAGGCGUGCUCCCGCUUUUUUGCACAUUCACAAUGUAGGGAAUCUUUCUGGUGAAAAGGCCCUUCUUGUUUGUAUAGUAUAUUCCCCAUUUUGUGUAGCAUAGGUAAUUUAAGCCUUGGGGUGUGGGUGGUUUGCUGGUUAAAUCUCUCCCAAAGUUUCUUGUAUCUUAUUUUUAACGAAUGAAACUGAAGUAAAUGUUACUGACCUCACAUGUUACAUUGCACAGCGCGAAGGAAAUUGUGAGCGGACUGAGCCUAACCUCCACCAUUUCCCUGUGUGUGGCAUGUGUCCCGGUGGGGCCCGCUUUUCUAAAGAUAACAAUCAAAGUACCCGCACAUAUUUUUUUUAUUUUAUUAUAUUUUUUGCCCCUUCUACAGACCUCGGUGAGCUGAGGCCCAGACAUCUGCUCUAAAUGUACUUGCUCUGCGCUUUUCUGGUGAAUGUGGGCUUUGCAUUACUAUAGCUGAUUUGUUUUCCCCCCUUCCGAAAAGUGAAAUGUAAUAUUUUAUCCUCUGCACAUAAACUAUUUGGAAAGGUGUUAAGGUAUUCACCAGCCUUGAGAGGGCCGGGUGGGUUUACAACCAGAUUUGGCUUUUGCAGGACUAUUUUAUUUUUCUAUACAACACUACCACUACUGUGAGCACUUUGAAUCAAAUGAUACUAUCCCCUGCCCUAUUCUGUACAAGUCUAUGUAAUGCUAACUCUCUCAGUGCUGCUGCUUAAUGCAUUAUCUAGAACUAGGCUGAACUGCACUUUAUGCUUUUCGUCGAUUUAUCAGCUCUUGCUUGUAUUACAUUUCUAUAAGGUAGAUUACUUCUACCAUACAUAGGUAGAGAACCUCUUUAUUUUCGGUGCAUUCUUUACAUACAGUCAUUUUUAGCUCUGUGUGUAUCAGAUCUUCACGUGGUUGCUAAUCUACCAUCUUAAUGAUCUAUCAAACCUCUGCUAGUACUGAAAGGGGUUCUCCAGGUGCCUGCACUAAAGUUUAGAGGAACACGUUCUACUAUAAUCUAAUCUUUUAGCUGAAUUUAUAUCAUUUGCUUAUGGUAAGUUCACAUGCAGAGCUCAUGGUGCGGCAGAAAGCCAAUAGGAGCGGUAUCUGUGAAAUCUGUCGCACCUUUACCUUCACAUGUGAAUAUGAGCGAGCGUGCUGACCUGUGUAAUCCAAAUUCCAAGGGUUGACACAUUAUGUACUCUAUCCCUAUAUAUUUUGCUAUGCACUUUGCUAAGGAUCCCUUGAACACGUGCACAAAUAAGCAAUGCACGGUUCAAAGUGAUUUCUUAUUGGCCUCUAAAUUUAUAUUAAAGCAUAAUUUAAAGAAAAAUCUAAUAAACCGCCACCUUCAGUAGCCUGUUCUUGCCUCAUGAACAAAGCACCCACCAGUUUUUAGUGGCUCCCGGUUGUGGCAACGGUUAUAUAUAAAUCUAUAGGACAGUCUGGUUACUGGUCCUGAUUUGUCUUUGUUUUACAGCAGUUUGCAUAAAACUUGAAAAAAAAAAAUAUAUGUAUAAAAUAAUAAAAAACAAAAACAUUUUCCAUCUAACCAGUUUUUUUGUAUAUAAUACCUAUGGAUAAUAUUUAAGCGUUUUGUGUUUAUGGUAAGGUUUCCUCCCUCCAAAAAUAUUUUUUUUUAUGAUUCUUGUAGCUACUUAAUUUUUCUGUAUGUGUGUGUGUGUUUAUAUAUUAUAUUUUUUUUUUUAUAUAUAAGCUGUUUGGAAAUUAGGAUUCAUUACAUUUUUGUGUUUCAGUACUAAAACUGUCCCUAUACCUUGAUGGCAGGCUUGCCAUGCCUUUCCCUGGAUACACAGUGAUUCUAGGGGGCUUGUACUUGAUCAGGUGCUCUGUUCUACAUGUCCUAGUGCCAGUGACGAAGUUGAAUACUACUUAAUGUGACUUUUACUUCAUCCAGUGCUGUUCCACUUUUUGGCCAACAGUGACGAGAUUGUAACCCUGCCUGAUGUGACACUUAGGACUUAAUAUUGAUGGACAUUGACUUCACUAUGUUUCAUCAACUCCUAGGUCUCUAUUGAGCGUCCUUCCAUAAAACUGCUAGAAUAUCUACCCUCUUUAUAGAGUUCUCAUGCCAGAUACAAGGGGCAACCAUAUAGCCGCCAUCUAAGAUCCUUGUGGUUAGUUUAUAAUGAAGAGAUGGUCUACAAGCUACUUGUGUAAUGAUUUGAAUGGCCACUUGAUAUUUCCACAACUAGGUGAAUAGUUCUUUGUAAAGUGCAUGUAUUUUGCAUUCUUCUGUGCGUGGCUAUUUGUUGGAUCCGAGUAGCAGGGGGAGGGAAAUGCCUGGAAAGUAUUUGCAAACUCUAACAUUUGCUUUGUAUUUUACAGUUUUGCAAAUAUGUCAUGAGUCCUAUGCGCCUGAGUUACAUUUCUGCAUUUAACUCUAUCACUGUUGGGUUAAGUAAUGUCAAUGGCAAGUGUGAUUCAAAGGCUUUUCUGGCUUCAUAAUAAUUUUUUGCCCAGAGUACCCCAAACACUGUAUAUUUGUGUCUCAUAUACCUGUUUUCCAUGUCAGAACUUUUCUUCCUUUUUUUUUUUCUGCAUCAUUUCAUCUGGGCAGGAUGUUAACAUGCAGAACUUCCUGUUUUUAUCAGCUUCCUGUUGGUUUUACUAAUGCCUAGCACUGUAAAGUUUCCCAGGGUGUGCUUUCCCUGCCACACAGGUCUCUCUGUAGUAGUCAUGUAGCUAUAUCUCCACUCUUCAUGUUGGCUAGGCGGAGAGAGCCCUGUCAAACAUGCUGGGAUUGGUUAAAUACCCUGCAGGAAGCUGAUGACCAUAGAAAGUUCUGCAGGUAAAUUUCCUGCCAGGAUGCAGUGGUGUGAGAAAAGGGGGAGGAAAGUGCUGACAUGAAAUAACUGUACAUAAGGCAAAAAAUAUGCAGUAUUUGGAGUACUCUUGGCAGCUAAAACCAUUAUGAAACCAGAUAACCCCUUUUAAAGGGGUUGUCUAACUUAUUGGACUUACCUGUCAAUACCAGCCUGCUGUACAUAUUGAAAAUAAUUAUGCUUACCUGUUUCCCACUACCCCAUUCUUGGUCUUCCUGUCCCCUUUCUGUAAACUUCUGGCCAAAUGGGAUCACCUUCGGUGCUGCAGCCAGUGACUGGCCAGGUGAGUGUGACUUUUAAUUUUUUCAAAAACAGGUAAAGCAGGCUAGUGUUAACAGUAAAAAAAAAAAAAAGUCUAAAAUGCUGGACAACCCCUUUUGAGAUCAUGCUUCUGACAGUUUUUUUUUUUGUUGUUGUUUUUUUCCCCUCCACAAUCUACUGGCCUUCAUGGCAAGGAUUAGAAAUGACUUGUUAUAACUGUGACAUUCUUAUCCCUGUGACAGAAGUCAGACACCCCAGAACAUUAUGGGUUAAACAGGCCUAAGCUUUAUUCACUGUGCAUGUUGUGAACUUGGACCACUAAGUGUUAGAAGUCUGCUGAGCAGAGCUUCUAGAUGUUCAUCCCUGAAAACCUUCUGUACUGAGAUAGGAUUUACAGACAGGGCCACUGUUCUGAAUGGGACAUGGUGCCACCAAUGUGAUGCCUAGUGCCGACAUCUCACUCACUAUUUUACACUGAAACUUUUUUUUUUUUUUUUGAGAUGUCAUAGCUUUGCUGUUCUGUCCUAGCUAUAUUGUACAACACUUGUGUGAUUUGUUUCACGUUGUUGUAUACAAUUUGAGGUAUCACAAUAAAAGGCUUUAAUCAG
Bufo bufo (common toad) is the source of this 5327-nucleotide messenger RNA. RefSeq names its product yippee like 1 (gene YPEL1). The transcript is spliced from 5 exons. Lineage: Eukaryota; Metazoa; Chordata; Amphibia; Anura; Bufonidae. The record is from RefSeq and is a predicted model, not a curated record. Bases 340 to 699 code for a protein of 119 amino acids.